UGGUCUCUGUGUGCAUGCUACACCGCCGCCGCUUUCAUCUGAUACAGUCAUGCCAGCCAGUGCCCUGUCACGUACAGCAGCAACUGGCAGGCUAAUUCAGUGUGUGUGAGAAGAGGGCACAUUCGCCUACUGUGGGCUGCCUGAAUGGAGACCAGAAUCAGUGCUUGCAGUGGGGCAACUGGGCAGCUCCAGGGGAGCAGGAAGGGAGGUGGCACCCUGCUGGCUCCAUGUCACCCUGCCAGGGCUCUGUACAAUCAAGUUCCUUUACACCACCCAUUUGGAGAUCCUCAUUGCUGUCAGCUGCUUUAUUAAUGACUCCUGAGACACGAGGAAGGUUUUUCUACGCCAGCUGACUUUUCAUAAUGCCUGUUACAGAUCAAGCGUUUGUCACUCUUGGGACAAAUGACAUUUACUGUCAAGGAGCCCUGGUCCUGGGGAAAUCUUUAAGGAAUCAUAAAACAAGUAGACAGCUGGUAGUAAUGAUAACAUCACAGGUCACCAGCCGAAUGAGAGAUGUCCUUAGUAAUAUAUUUGAUGAAGUGGUCGAAGUGGAUAUUUUAGAUAGUGCUGAUUCUGUCCAUUUGUCUUUGAUGAAGAGACCAGAACUUGGUAUCACGUUCACCAAAUUUCAAUGCUGGACUCUUACUCAGUAUACCAAGUGUGUGUACAUGGAUGCUGACACAAUCGUCCUUUGCAACAUCGAUGAACUGUUUGAUAGGGAUGAGUUUUCUGCUGCUCCAGAUUCUGGCUGGCCAGAUUGCUUCAACAGUGGCGUAUUUGUCUUUAGACCAUCGGUGGAGACAUUUCACAAACUUCUUCACUUUGCGGAAGUACAUGGCAGCUUUGAUGGAGGUGACCAAGGCCUACUAAAUAGCUUCUUCAGCAACUGGGCAACAGCAGACAUCAGCAAGCACUUACCAUUCAUCUAUAACCUGAGCAUUAGUUCUGUUUAUACGUAUAAGCCUGCUUUUCUACAGUUUGGAUCUGAGGCAAAGGUUGUUCAUUUUUUGGGCACACCAAAGCCGUGGAACUGCAAAUACAACCCUCAGACCAGAUGGAUCGUUGAGGAUGAAUCUUUAAGUGGACAGGAGCACCUCUCUUAUCUUGUCCUUUGGUGGGAAAUCUAUAUUUCAGAUAUAUUGCCAUUACUAACAGAACAAGAAAGAACAGAUGGAACAAACAGUCAACAGCACCAAAUUGGAAGAAUUGAGCUUCUCGUGAAAAAUGAAAACCCGUCUUCAGUUGAGACUCCUGAAAGCACCCCUGGAGAUAGGCUACCUGAUAGUAACGCUGAACAGCACAGUCUGGAUUGCAGAGGUCCAGAUCAAAGCUUGGAACUUCCUUGUCAGCUGACCAAUGAAUGUGUAACUCAAGACAACGUUCAAAUGGUACAGCUUGCCCAUUCUGCUUCAGAGUUGUCCAUCCACGAAUCAGAAGAAGAGGCCAGGACAGAAGAUGAGCGCAGGAAGUGGGAGCAAGGGCAAAUUGACUACAUGGGAAAGUAUUCUUUUGAGAACAUCCAGAAAAAGUUAGAUAGAUUUUUACAGUAACUCUCUGCCUUCGUUUUUACACUGCCGUGCAACCUUCCCUCUCUCUGCAUUAUUUAUUGUGCCGUGGCAUUUUGUUUGGUUUUAUAUCAUGCUUAAAAAUCUUGUACUAUUUUAAUACAAAUUAUCCAAAUAAAUUAGAGCUAUUUAGUUUUGCAAUAUAUUCUGUCUUUAUUAUCCAUUGCCUCUCCUUAUAACAACAUAAUUAGGCAUGUUGGCAUGGGCCUUGUCCUUCAAAUUCUGUUACCUGCAUUUUCCUAAUGAUAACCAGCUAGGAGGAUUUUUAAUAAAAUUACUUUUUUGAAGGAGUUUUUGCAUAUAUUUAUAAAGAAUUUCUUAUUUUUACAUCACAACAUUGUCACGUGUAAUCUGCCUUAAUAUUGGAAUGUUAUUUUUUUAAUCGAUGCUGAUGUUACUAUAAACGUUGAGGUGCAAGUCUGAAAAACUGUCAAUUAAAAAACAUGUUCAGCACCUUUAA
Molecule: messenger RNA, 2025 nt
Organism: Xenopus tropicalis (tropical clawed frog)
Lineage: Eukaryota; Metazoa; Chordata; Amphibia; Anura; Pipidae
Gene: gyg2
Product: glycogenin 2
Exons: 10
Coding region: 363-1550 (395 amino acids)
Biological process (GO): glycogen biosynthetic process
Cellular component (GO): nucleus; cytoplasm
Molecular function (GO): glycosyltransferase activity; glycogenin glucosyltransferase activity
Source: RefSeq, a predicted model, not a curated record